AUUUGACCAGCAGGAAAAGGCCUGCCUGGCCUCUGGCCGGUGUCCAAUGAAGCAGUACCUCUCUGUGUUUGAUUCCCUCAUCUGCUAGAUCCCUUAUGUUCCCCCAGAACUUCCAUUCCUUGGAUAGUGUUAAUUAUGGUCCUUCUACAGCUGAAAAGAAACAGGAAUCAGGGAAAGAGAGGGAAAGACCUCUAGUCUUGGUGUGGCCUGGUUGUGCAAAAGCUGUGAGUACUUACAAAGAGAGAUGGUGUGGAAAAGCUUUUCAGUCUAGGAAAAGACGUUUCCCGGCAGAAUGCCCAAAAUGGCAGACUGCAUUCUCUACCAGGUGUUCCUGGAAUGGAAAUGACACUAGGGUAUCUUCCACUUGAGCAAAAAAAAGAAUGGACAAGAUGACAACUGCCAGAGGAUAUUCAGUGACCAGUGAUAAAGUAUGUGAACGGACCCAGCUAUUCUAAGAGGCAGCUGUUCUUUAUUAAUAUAGGCAGAGAAACCAAGGUGCAAUGUUAGACACUUGUCCAUGUCCAUGCAGUGCGGUGAAGCCAAGUUUGUGACAUUUCUACAAGUCCCGUCUCCUCCCAAAGGUGACCAAGCCUGCCCCACCCGUUAUCCAGACGUGCCCAGACCUGUAGUUGCUGCCCAGGGAGCUAAGACUCCUCCCCAAACAAACUUGACUUUGUAGACCAAAUAAAUCCACCCUUGCUGCCUCUAGCUUUGUUUCAUCCUUUCCUUUCCCUGCUUUGUCCUAUCUCCUGCAGGUGUUAGCUGGUAUCAGGAAAGGGGUCCCAUUCAUGGCUUCCUACUCCGGGGAGCCAGGGCUCCUACCCUGUGGGUCCUGUGACAUGGUUUUCCGUUCCUGGGCCCUGUUGGCCACCCAUACUCGGCGAUUCUGCAUCGGCCGUCUGACCCAGGAGGUGACUCUAGGAGCAAAUCCUUCAAAAUCCACUGAACCACGGGACCUCAAGGUAAGGACAUUGCCCUUGGAUAUGCGUGGGUAUUCCAGCGACCCUGAGCCUCAGGAUUUCUCCCCACACUGUGCCCAGGUUGUGCCACAAGAACUCCAGGGCUUCCCAGACCAGGAGGCCAGCAAAUUGGCUCUCAAAAGGCUAACAGAGGAGGUGCAGUGCCUGCGGCUGUAUAUCCAGGAAAUGCGGCCCUGGAUAACAGAGAUCCCCAGGCAGUCAAAGGGGCCUUGGAGGCGCACAGAGGCGCCUACUCGGGGCCCCACAUCCCUCGCUGCUAGGAGCCCGGGCGAGCGGCUGCGGGCUCUGCAUGGGACUCACGCUAGGCGCGUGGCGGAGACUAACGCACAUAGUCGGGCCCUGGAGCGACUCGGCGAAGAACUGACCCAGCGCCUCCAAGGUUUGGCCAAGACACGGGCCGGGAUAUCACGCCUCUCUGGCCUGGAGCGGGACCUUCGGGAACUCCGGGCAGAGGCUGGAAGAACGCGGGGAGCUCUAGAGGCCUUAGGGGUGCACGUGCAGCAGCUACCGGCCAAGUCCGGGACCCAGCUAGACGCCUUGCGAGAGGCAGAACUCUGUUGUCCAGUGCUGCAAGCCAAUCCAGGGACUUUGACUGCCGAGAUCGGGGUCCUGCGUGAGGUCUACAUUCGAGGUGGGGGCCGGGACCCUGGCAUUCUGGGCCAGAUAAGUCGGUUGCAAGUGGAGGCGUCAGCCCUGGAACUGCAGCGGUUGCGGACUCGCAGGGGACGACCGACAGAUCCCGCCUUGAGGGAGGUUCUAGUAGUGGAGGCUGAAAACCGACGCCUGGAGGAAGAAAUCCUGGCCUUGCAGAUGCAGAGGGGCUCAGGCCGGACACCCUGGGGAUCCGGGGAGUUUCGACUCGUGGCCGUUCCCAGCCCAUGCCUGAGGAGGGGAGAUCACCCACGCCUCCCACCGCGGGUGGCUCCCCCGCUACCGCCACUUCCACACUCAAGCGUUCCAUUCUUGGAUGGUACAGAAAAGGCUCCCCAUCUAACUGGAACUAUGACCAGGAACCUGGACCCGGAUCCACAUACCCUCUUGCCCACAUCUGAUGUUCUGGGCCCUGCACCCUACGACCCUGGGGCUGGCCUGGUCAUUUUUUAUGACUUCCUUCGGGGCCUUGAUGCUUCUUGGAUCUGGGUGCAACUAAUUACUGGCUUGGCCCGAGAUGGACAGGAUACAGGAAGGACCACAGCAUUGCCCCCAGCCCUUUGCUUGCCCCCGCCUCCAGCUCCUGGGCCCAUGGGCACCUGUGCCAUCCUUGCCCGCAGACAGCCUGUACCCAGACUGCUACCCUCACCAUCAGUAUCCUUAGUCUGUGAGCUACAGGUGUGGCAGGGGCUGGCGUGGGCUGGGGCACCACAGCCAAAGGCUUGGGCCUCACUGGUACUGUUUGACCGGCAUCAGAGGGUACUAAGUGGCCACUGGCGUCUCCCACUUCGGGCCCUUCCUCGGGACCUCAGCCUUUGCCUUGGGCAGCUGAAUGGGAUUCCUCAGGUAGGUCAGGCUGAGCUCUUUCUGCGGCUGGUGAAUGCAAGAGAUGCAGGUGUCCAGACCCUGGCAGAGGUCAAUCCAGCAAAUGCCCACAAGUACCAGUACCCACCUCCGCUGUCCAGCUCUUCAUUGGCAACCAGUUCAUUUGCCCCCACAGCUUGCUUCGUUGACCCUCCUCCUCCUCCUGCAGGAGAGCCCUUCAGUGAGAGUCAAGAAUAGAGAUGAGGAUGUGGGCCCUCACCGCAGCUCUGAUCCACCCCCACUGGCUCAAACCAGAAUGUAGGUAACAACAUGCAUAGGACUACGCUUACAUUGAUUGAUGCUAUUGCCAGACCUGCAGCUUUACUGAAUACUGAGUAUUCUGACAGAGGGUCUGUAAGGAAAUAGCCCUUACGAGCACAAUAGAGCACCAACCCAGACAGCUUUCCCACCUUCCACAAGUCCUUGGCCUUUCUUUACCUGCUUCCUUUUUGUAAGACACUUGUGAUGUAUUAGAAGAGUGUCAGGUAUUCCCAACAAUGCCUGGAAUAUAGGAAGUUCUUUGAAAAAUGACUAGGGGGUGCUCUAAGGUAAAGGACCUCGAUAAACUCAUUCCCAUCUUUUGAUAAGGCCCACCUUACUGAGGCCAUGUCUUUGAGUGACUGCCAUUCACAUCCAAGCUUCCUGAGGACAUCCUCUCAAGGUCCCCAUAAAUAAGGAGUUCCUGUAGCCUUAGGUACUUAGAAAUUCCAGGACCCAGCCCCAGCCCCAACCCAGUAACAUUCAUGCCAAAGGGGGAGGUUCACAUCUAGCUGAAAUUUGAUGUGGGCCUGGCCCCAGUCCCAUUUCAAUCAAAGGAGGUCAGAGGCCUGAGAGUCAAGAAUGUCAUGACUGUAAUGACCUGACCCAACAAAAACCUCAGGACUUCUGAAACGCCCAAUACAAGGGAUUUUCAGGAAAUACAAAGCCAAAAAUUCUACCUAGCCACAGGUUACCAGCCCAAGGAAGCUCCAGCCAUCCUCUUUCGUAUUUAGAGAACAAAUAUAAACUCUGAAAAAUACAGCUGACUUGGGGGUCAGGUCAGCAGAACUCUUCUGCCUCUGAUACUAGAUGUUCAAACAGCAGGUUCUAACCUCCUGUCUGUCCUAUACUAUACAGCAAAGUAACUCUGUGGGUAUAUUAUUAAAUUUCCUUAAGUAGUGUAGGGAAGUAGUUUGGAAUUUGGGUCCAAAUAGUACCUAGUAAUACCUGGUGCACAGCAAGUUCUUAAACUAAGGGUCAAGUCAAAGGCAGCUCAGUCAGGGCCUCACACUAGCCCUGCACCCUGGACAUCAAUCCAUCAGGGCCCAACAGGAUAGACCAGUGUCCUGAGUACCAGCACCACUGACUAGGCAGCUGGAAUUCAGGGGCCAGUUUCUACCUUUCAACCCCACAUUCCACACCUGAAAUGCUCCAGGCAGUCUAGAAUCUUACUGUAAGACCUUAAACACAAGUCCAAACCAGGAGUUUUUUAGCAUCUUUAUUUAAGUCAAAACUGCAGACAGGGUAACAAUUCAAAUGUUGAUAUAUUUCAACCUUUCUGUACAGAGAACAAAUGUAAGCCAGUUUCCCCACAGAAAUUUCCAACAACAUCCAAAAUGUUGUUGGCCAUCAUCAACAAUCAGUCCAUUAGCCACUUUCAAGCCAGAAAGCUCAAUUCUCUACAAUUAGCAUACCAGUUUUCCUCAAGGAUUUCCCCUGGCCCCACUAAGUUUUCUUUAGAGUUCUUUCCCCUAGACAGGAUUAUGGCCCCAGUUAAGACUAGGUGGAUAAAAGAAGUACCACUGGUGUGCAAGG
Messenger RNA from Manis pentadactyla (Chinese pangolin), 4289 nucleotides. RefSeq names its product coiled-coil domain containing 17 (gene CCDC17). The coding region runs from base 789 to 2693 and encodes 634 amino acids. The transcript has 12 exons. The record is from RefSeq and is a predicted model, not a curated record. NCBI's taxonomy places the organism in Eukaryota, Metazoa, Chordata, Mammalia, Pholidota, Manidae.